Molecule: messenger RNA, 2796 nt
Organism: Cavia porcellus (domestic guinea pig)
Lineage: Eukaryota; Metazoa; Chordata; Mammalia; Rodentia; Caviidae
Product: protein-L-isoaspartate O-methyltransferase domain-containing protein 2
Exons: 1
Coding region: 125-1207 (360 amino acids)
Biological process (GO): protein modification process
Cellular component (GO): cytoplasm
Molecular function (GO): protein-L-isoaspartate (D-aspartate) O-methyltransferase activity
Source: RefSeq, a predicted model, not a curated record
AGAAAAAAACUAAAAGCGGCAGGCCGCGGACGCGGAGGACGAGCCGGGCGGGCGAGCUGCCGUCGCAGCCUGACCCGCGGGCCACGGAGCGCGAGCGCAGUCUGUCUUGAGCUUGAUCUUGAACAUGGGCGGUGCUGUGAGUGCUGGUGAGGACAAUGACGAACUGAUCGAUAAUUUGAAGGAAGCACAGUAUAUACGGACAGAAUUGGUGGAACAGGCCUUCAGAGCUAUUGAUCGAGCAGAUUACUACCUGGAGGAGUUUAAAGAAAAUGCCUACAAAGACUUGGCGUGGAAGCAUGGAAACAUUCACCUCUCAGCCCCGUGCAUCUACUCAGAAGUGAUGGAGGCCCUGGAUUUGCAGCCAGGGCUUUCGUUUCUGAACUUGGGCAGUGGUACUGGAUACCUCAGCUCCAUGGUUGGCCUCAUUUUAGGUCCUUUUGGUGUGAACCAUGGAGUGGAGCUUCAUUCUGAUGUGAUAGAGUACGCAAAACAGAAACUGGACUUCUUCAUCAGAACAAGUGACAGCUUUGACAAGUUUGACUUCUGUGAACCCUCUUUUGUUACUGGCAAUUGCCUGGAGAUUUCUCCAGAUUGUUCUCAGUAUGAUCGAGUGUACUGUGGGGCUGGUGUGCAGAAGGAACAUGAGGAAUACAUGAAAAAUCUUCUUAAAGUUGGAGGAAUCCUUGUCAUGCCUCUGGAAGAGAAGUUGACCAAGAUAACGCGCACAGGCCCUUCUGCUUGGGAAACGAAAAAGAUUUUGGCUGUUUCCUUUGCCCCUCUGGUCCAGCCCUGUCACUCAGAGUCAGGAAAGUCCAGACUUGUCCAGCUUCCACCACUUGCUGUACGCAGCCUCCAGGACUUGGCCCGCAUUGCCAUCCGGGGUACCAUUAAAAAGAUCAUUCAUCAGGAAGCUUUGAGCAAAAGUGGAAAUGGACUGAAGAACACUCCCAGAUUUAAACGAAGGAGGGUCCGCCGCCGUCAAAUGGAAACAAUAGUCUUUUUGGACAAAGAAGUCUUUGCCAGUCGUAUUUCCAACCCCUCUGACGACAACAGCUGUGAAGACUUGGAAGAGGAACGGAGGGAAGAAGAUAAAACUUCACUAGAAGCCAAGCCAGAUCCUCCCGUGAACUUCCUGCGUCAGAAGGUCCUGAGCCUCCCUCUGCCAGACCCCCUGAAAUACUACUUGCUUUAUUACAGAGAAAAAUAAAUCACCCAACUGAAAAGGGGAAAUGAGGAAGAGUCAGUAUGAAGUCUGAUUGUGCUGCUUGUCUCCUGCUGAGGGGUCCCUUGGAGCAGAUGCCCUGGGAAAGGGAACUGGUCUACCCAUCCACAUUGUAAUUUUCCUUUUCUGGCUCUUGAUUAUGGUCUAAAAUUUGAUUCAGUAAUGUGGUUUAUUUAAACAUAAGCUGACAAGGACACAUAGAAGAGUGUUUUCCUCAAGCGGGGGGCUCUUUUCGUGUUCAGCUGACACAAUGUGUGUGAGUCUGAAACUCCACAUCAGGUGCAUGGAAGUCAGGACUCCCUGUGUGAAGCGUAGUGUGUGAAAAUACGUAAAAUCCUUUUGAGUUUGAGUUCUGUGUUAAGCAGCCUCUUAGUUAGUGGCGCUGAGUUCCACUGAGCUUUUUAGUUUUAUGGAGGGGGAAGCAUUGAGAAGUCCUUACUUUAAUGAAAGUAUUUUAAUCUUAUGUGAAUUGUCACCUCUAAGUUUUAAAAGAAAAAGUGUGAACAGGGGAGGAGGAGUAAAAGUAUCAACCUGCCAGGCAUCUUUCUGGUAUUUCAGAAGUUUUCCAAGAUAUUUUUUUUCUGACAUGUUUUAUUACUUUUAAAAGAACAACAGUCAAGUGAACUCUUGGGUUAGAGUUUUUGUUUUAAGAUAUGUGUAAAUGGUCAGGGUUCUUAGUAACACAGUGCCUACCUGGCAACCUUGAGAUGGUGAGUUCGAUUCCCAGUACCAAAAACAAUACGAAACGAAACGAAACGAAACAAAACAAAACUAAAACCAAACCAAAACAAAGCAAAACAAAACAUGUUAAAGUAGUAAACUAAUUUUGCCCUAACCACAGAGGUAAUUACUCAUCCUUAGAGACCAUAAUGGAUGUUAAGGAUGUUGUUGAUAUGCUUAUUUUUCAAAAUAGGAAGUAUUAAGACUUCAAGAAAUGAAUUAGGGAGUGUUACAGUCUGUAAUUUUUUUUUUUUUUUUUUAGUUUGCUGUCUUUCUGUGAUCACAUUAGAGUGCUAAUUCAUAUAUUUUAUCUUUUGUAAUUCUGGGGAAAAAGAGAUUGCUAGUUUUGUAAAUUUUCUUCAGAACAAAUAUGUAUUUUAGUAGCUCCAUUGCAUUAGAACAGUUUAACUCAGUGACUUGUGAGGUCUGUCUUCUCUAGGCCUUUUGUGUUGAGAGCUUGGUAUCAAAUUGUGGGUCUAGAAAACAAAGCAAUCUUUGUAGCAGUCUUAAUGGCAGAAUGAUUUGAAGUUACCGUGAUGAUUCUGAAACACUUUUUAAAGUCUUUUUUACCCAAAGAAAAGAAUAGUAUAAGUUAUUAAUUAUAAUUCCAAACUCAAGUGUUGAUGUAGGAUUUAGCACUGAGAUUUUGUGCUUCACUUUAACCUCUUACCUUCUUACUUGCUGGAAGGGGUUUGAUGUCUCUAUGGUUUCUCUAGUUUAACUGGUUAUUUUGUAUUUUUUCUGCUUCUUUGUAGUAACUGAAUCAUUUUGCCAUGAGGUACAGUCUGCAUACAUAGCUGGGAAAAACACACAUUGCCCUAGAUUGGUAAAUAAAAGCUAUUUAAAGAAAGUUA